Molecule: messenger RNA, 1241 nt
Organism: Eublepharis macularius
Lineage: Eukaryota; Metazoa; Chordata; Lepidosauria; Squamata; Eublepharidae
Product: intelectin-like protein
Exons: 8
Coding region: 118-1128 (336 amino acids)
Molecular function (GO): oligosaccharide binding
Source: RefSeq, a predicted model, not a curated record
UUGGCUGUCGGUAGAGACGGGGGAGAAACAUAACCGAUCAGGCCUUUCUUCCUGGUUAAGCCAUUGACACUCACUCAGAAGCAGAGAGGAAGGUAAGCUGCUGAUUAGCUCAAGAAAAUGAGGGGCUUCCUGUCCAUCCUGCUGUGUGUGAUUGUGUUGCCAAAAGGCCAAUGGUGUGAUAGCGAUCGCUGCAUGACCGCACUGAAACAUGACCUUCUCAGUAUGAUGAUUAAGUGGGAAGAUGCUACUUGUUUCCAGAACGAGCCGGGCCUGCCCCCAAACCUGCUCCAGACUCUGCCUCGAAGCUGCAAGGAAAUCAAAACGGCACUAGAAGGAGCCGCAGAUGGCUUGUAUUACCUAGCCACAGAAGAUGGUGAGGUCUACCAAACCUUCUGUGACAUGAGCACCAAUGGAGGUGGCUGGACUCUGGUGGCUAGCAUCCAUGAGAACAACAUAUUUGGGAAGUGCAGUCUGGGAGACCGCUGGUCUAGCCAACAAGGGAGCCAGAGCACCUACCCCCAGGGGGAUGGCAAUUGGGCUAACAAUGCCACUUUUGGAACAGCCACGGCUGCAACUAGCGAUGACUUCAAGAAUCCUGGCUAUUAUGACCUUGAAGCACGGGAUGUGGCCAUAUGGCACGUCCCCAACAACACCCCGGUGAAGGAAUGGCGGGAAGCUGCCUUCUUGCGGUAUCACACUGAAACAGGCUUCUUGUCUGCUGAAGGGGGGAACCUUCUUAGACUCUACCAGAAAUACCCAGUAAAGUUUGGAAUUGGCAGCUGCCCAGAUAACAAUGGCCCAGCUAUACCAGUUUUCUAUGACUUUGGUAAUACCGAGCAGACGUCUUUCUUUUACUCUCCAAAUGCUCGAGCUCAGUUUGAACCUGGCUUUGUUCAGUUCCGGGUGUUUAACAACGAAAAAGCAGCCAUGGCUCUGUGCGCUGGAGUUAAAGUCACAGGAUGCAACACAGAACAUACCUGUGUUGGCGGAGGAGGGUAUUUCCCACAAGACAGUCCACGGCAGUGUGGUGACUACACUUCCUUCGACUGGAAUGGCUAUGGGUCUCACAGUGGCUGGAGUGUUUCCAAACAGUUACUGGAAUCUGCAAUGCUGAUCUUUUACCACUGAUUCUAAGAUGGCCAACAUGAACAAACAUCAGAGCCUUUCCCUGGAAAUUUGGGACAGUUUUUCUCCUGGUUUGGAAGCCUACAAAUCUGCAAAUGAAAAAAUAUGAAUUAUAA